CUUGGUGGUGUCCGUACUUUGCCUCACGAGAUCCUCCCUCAUCUAACUACCCUCCGGGAACCGGCUGGAGUCGGACCAUCUCAUCGAAUGGGUAGAAGGCGGAGCUCAAGCUCCCACCAGACCAGUUCCAGCAUGGGGAGCGGACAGGAUAAUGGUGUCAACAACAUAUCAGAGAACAAUGCCGGCUAUCUCGCUCCGAUCCCUCAACCUACUGGUCUUGCCGCAGCAUCAUCGCAGCAGUCAGUGGCGGCACCUAGGGAUCGUGGGGUGCACGACUUCAUGGCAUCCUUACGCCUAACCGACUCUCAGAUACAACCUGGCCCAUAUCCGCCUCUUUCACAGAACCCCUUCCGCAAUAUCCCAGCUCCACCGAACCCCCUCCCUCGUCAUCAGGGCAGCCGAUUCAUCCAUAAUCAAGGGUCCCCUUAUAGACACUCAUCUUCAGGUACAUCACGAAGCUUCGACGCACGACAAUGUUCAGGACAAAGAUCUAUGCCUGGCGACUCUGUUAUGCCACGACGAAGCACAAUCACUGCAGCCGGACACUCCCGCACAUCGUCAUCCGCCCCCUUCGCAUCCCACUCCCCUUCCGUUCCUAGUCGUCCACAACCCCACUCUCAUUCUCCUAUCACGCUCCCACCCUCACCGCACACCGGCGACAUGCCUCUUCCCCGUUGGCAGCCCGAUUCGGAGGUUGACAGCUGCUUCGUCUGUGGGCGCUACUUUACCUUUUUGAACAGGAGGCACCAUUGCAGAAAAUGUGGCCGAGUUGUUUGUGCCAACUGCUCCCCGCACCGGAUCUACAUACCUCGCCAAUAUGUCGUGAACCCGCCAUCUCUGGUUCCUGACGAUGAUGAACACUCUGACAAUCCGCUUGUCCAAGUCCGAAUCUGCAAUCCCUGCGUUCCGGAUCCCAACAAUAGCCCACCGCAACUGCCGGACACUGGAAACACUGCCGGUUCUCUGAGUAGUGGUUAUCACUCGCGCACAUCACUGGAUGCGCCCCCGCCAUAUCCGUCCACUUUCGCUACGGCCCAUCAGAUGUGGAACGAGACUCCCCCGGCUUCAACUUAUCCCCGACGCUAUUCUCGGCCGAUAGAUCCCGCGUACAUCCCAUCUCGAGUGUCCCCGUUCAUGCACUCUCCUCCUCGACCCGCGCCGCCGCCCACGCCUACGCCGGCCCCCCGACGCAUCCGGCAAGAGGAUAUAUGCCCUGUCUGUUUCCGACCCAUACCCUCAAUUGUAAGCAUCGGCGACGCCGUUCUCGACGAACAGGAGAUUGACCGGCGGCGAGCGGAGCACAUCCAGUCAUGUUUGGAAACACACAGCCAGUCGCCUCCCGCCAAUAUUCGUAGCUUACUGACGUAUACGGCAACGGAGAAGGACUGUGCGAAUAGCGAGGAGUGCGUGAUCUGCUUCGAAGAAUACGCUGUCGGCGAUAAGCUGGCGAGGAUGGUAUGUUUGUGUCGGUUUCAUGAACAUUGCAUCAGAAGCUGGUGGGAACGCAAGGAUCCCGGGAAUUGCCCUGUGCAUCAAUAGUUCGGUGGUCUGGGGAAAGCAACGCAGAAGUGCUCGAGCGGUGGAGUCAAGAAGGGUGGGAGAGGAUGCGAGGAAUUUGUCAUAGUGGCUUUACUUGGGCUAGGCCCAGUUGUCAUAGCGAAGCCCAGAGAGUUAGAUGCAUGCUGGGAGAAGACCUCCACAGGUUGCAGGAGAAAUGCCCCGAAGAAAAGGAAGCCGUGUCAGAUCGUAGGAAGAGGGAGGAGCGAGAAAUAGAGAGG
Molecule: messenger RNA, 1778 nt
Organism: Westerdykella ornata
Lineage: Eukaryota; Fungi; Ascomycota; Dothideomycetes; Pleosporales; Sporormiaceae
Product: FYVE-domain-containing protein
Exons: 2
Coding region: 88-1539 (483 amino acids)
Molecular function (GO): metal ion binding
Source: RefSeq, a predicted model, not a curated record